CUCUUCUCCCCCAACAUCUUACCCACAUACGUCAGCAUGGAGAACCUCGGAAAGAUCUCAGCCUUCGGGAAGAACAUCUCUGCUUCCUUCACACCAUGGGCGGCCAGGACACAGCAGUUUGUCAAGGAGCAGGUCGGCCAGGUCGAGGAUAAGACGCAACUCCCCCCCGACUACAUCGAGCUCGAGAAGCGAGUCGAUGCCUUGAAGCGGGUGCACACGACCAUGCUGCAGGUCACCUCGCAGUACGCAAACGAAGCGUACGACUACCCAGCCAACCUGCGCGAGUCCUUCAACGACCUCGGGCGCACAGUCUCGGAGAAAGUCACCCUCCUCUCCAGCGCCACUUCGCCUGCAGAAGCCCAGGCCGCCCUCUCCGCCCCGCCCUCCGCAAAGCCCCAGCCCAAAACCUUCAGCCAUGCCGUCGCCCGCGCCGCACUCAACAGCUCCCACAUGCUCACCGCAGAGCAGUCGAACUCCAGUGAGGACCCGCUCGCUACGGGACUCGAGAAGUACGCCAUCGCUAGUGAGAAGCUGGGCGACGCGCGGUUGGCGCAGGACGCUCAGAUCCAGAGCCGCUUCCUCGCCGGCUGGAGCACAACGCUCAACACCAACAUCCAGUUUGCGACGCGCGCGCGCAAGGCUGUCGAGAGCUCCAGGCUCGGCCUCGAUGCGACCAAGGCUAGUGCCAAGGGCGGUGCGUUUGUGCUGCCCGGCCAGGCUGGACGGGGCCAUGGCAUGGAGGAGGACCUGAGUGAGGAGGCGAGGGCGAAGAUCGAGCAGGCUGAGGAUGAGUUUGUAGGCCAGACAGAGGAGGCGGUCGGCGUCAUGAAGAAUGUCCUCGACACACCCGAGCCCCUGCGCAACCUCGCCGACCUCAUCGCCGCCCAACUCGAGUACCACAAGAAGGCGUACGAGAUUCUGUCGGAGCUGGCUCCUGUCGUCGACCAGCUCCAGCUUGAACAAGAGGUGCGUUAGAAUCAUGCUUCGCAGAUCUUGCUCUUUCCUUCUCUAUCUGCCUACCUGCCUGCCCCUUUGUCUGAUGCCGUUUUGCAGCAGAAAUAUCGGAGCCCUAACUGAUGAGGCUUUGUGCGCGUGUUAGGCUAGCUACCGCGAGGCGAGGGAUAACGCUUAGACGUGUAGGGUGAGGAGUGAGGAGUUGGGAUGGAAUGGGGUGGAUAGAUGUUUCGCGCUCUUGCACGUCGAGAUGCGUCACUUGGCUUGAUGGAUGGAUGAAAGGAUGGAUAAACGAGAUAGCCUUGCACUCAGCAUACUUAGUCCAUGAUUGACCGACUAUCCCUUUCGCCUUUUACUUGAAUACACUACACCCUUCC
Molecule: messenger RNA, 1331 nt
Organism: Dothidotthia symphoricarpi CBS 119687
Lineage: Eukaryota; Fungi; Ascomycota; Dothideomycetes; Pleosporales; Dothidotthiaceae
Product: meiotically up-regulated gene 64 protein
Exons: 5
Coding region: 37-975 (312 amino acids)
Source: RefSeq, a predicted model, not a curated record